AUGAGUGCAACACCUGUGGAGGUAUUCCCACGCCUCUCACUUGGAGUCAUUUCUGCUCUGGGCUCUAGGAUGCUUUUUCGGGAGACGGAAGGGUCCUCUUGCCUCAAGAAUUGCAGAAAGAAAAGAAGGGCAGGACCCCAGGUGUUAGGCAUGCCUAGUCUUCUGCCAUCAGCUGCUCACAUCUAUCUGGGUUUUGUGAUGGCAGACCACUGCUGCGUGUUCGUUGUCACUACUGAAGGCAUCACCAUGCUUUUCUCUCUUAUUCACAUUCUAAGAAGCCAACCAAAACAAAAAGGUCUGAGCCCUCUCCUGGGCUUGAAACGCUGCCAUCAGGAGCUUCACAGCUCCCUGUAUAACCUGAAGACAAUGAAUGCUGAUGAGGGUCAAGAUAUGUCCCAAGUUUCAGGUGAGAACAUUCCAAGCCUACCAGGCCUCCCUUCUUAUAUGCCCCAGAAACUAAAUCACAGGGACUCAGACUUCUAUGUCUCCUCAGGGAAGGAAAGUCCUCAAGCAAGUGAUAACCCAGAUGAUGGUGAUGAGCCCAUGCCUGUCCCUGAAGACCUCUCGACCACAUCUGGAGGACAGCAGAACUCCAAGAGUGAUCGAGGAAUAGCCAGUAAUGUUAAAAUAGAGACUCAGAGUGAUGAAGAGAAUGAGCGUGCCUGUGAAAUGAAUGGGGAAGAAUGUGCUGAGGAUUUACGAAUGCUUGAUGCUUCAGGAGAGAAAAUGAAUGGCGCCCACAGUGGCCAAGGCAGCAAAGCUUUGUCAGGAGCUGGAGGCAUCCGACUUCCUAACGGCAAACUAAAGUGUGAUAUCUGUGGGAUCAUUUGCAUCGGUCCCAAUGUGCUCAUGGUCCACAAAAGAAGCCAUACUGGAGAAAGGCCCUUCCAGUGCAAUCAGUGCGGGGCCUCUUUCACCCAGAAAGGCAACCUGCUCCGACACAUCAAAUUACACUCUGGGGAGAAGCCUUUCAAGUGCCACCUCUGCAACUAUGCGUGUCGCAGGAGAGAUGCUCUCACGGGCCACUUGAGGACACACUCUGUUGGGAAACCUCACAAAUGUGGAUAUUGUGGCCGAAGCUAUAAGCAACGAAGCUCUUUAGAGGAACAUAAAGAGCGCUGCCACAACUACAUGCAAAGCAGGGGCUAUCCAGGCACGCCAUACUCAGUCACUAAAGAAGAAACUAAUCACAGUGAAGACUUGUGCAAGAUGGGAUCAGAGAGGUCCUUUGUGCUGGACAAAAUAGCAAGUAGCGUCACCAAACGUAAGAGCUCUAUGCCUCAGAAAUUUGUUGGGGACAAGUGCCUGCUAGACAUGCCCUACGAUGGUAGUGCCAGCUAUGAGAAGGAGAAUGAGCUCAUGCAGACCCAUGUGAUGGACCAGGCCAUCAACAAUGCCAUAAGCUACUUGGGAGCAGAGUCCCUGCGUCCACUGGUACAGACGCCCCCAGGAAGCUCCGAAGUGGUCCCUGUUAUCAAUCCAAUAUAUCAACUCCACAAGUCCCACCCAGAGGGUCCUCCACGUAGCAAUCACUCAACCCAGGACAGCGCUGUGGAAAAUCUGCUGCUUCUGUCCAAAACCAAGUCGGUGUCUUCUGAAAGAGAAGCCUCCCCCAGCAACAGCUGCCAAGACUCAACGGACACUGAGAGUAACAACGAGGAGCAGCGAAGUGGCCUCAUCUACCUGACCAACCACAUCAACCCUCAUUCCCGCAAUGGCCUGUCCAUCAAGGAGGAGCACCAGGCUUAUGAGAUGCUGAGGGCAGCCACUGAAGGCUCUCAAGAUACCUUGCGGGUGAUAGGCAUGAGCGGGGAGCAGAUGAAGGUGUACAAGUGCGAACACUGCCGGGUACUUUUCCUGGACCAUGUCAUGUAUACCAUCCACAUGGGCAGCCAUGGUUUCCGAGAUCCCUUUGAAUGCAACCUGUGUGGCUAUCACAGCCAAGACAGGUAUGAAUUUUCUUCCCACAUCACCCGUGGGGAGCAUCACUUGCACAUGAGCUAA
Messenger RNA from Suncus etruscus (white-toothed pygmy shrew), 2004 nucleotides. It is a transcript of the gene IKZF1, whose product is annotated as IKAROS family zinc finger 1. NCBI's taxonomy places the organism in Eukaryota, Metazoa, Chordata, Mammalia, Eulipotyphla, Soricidae. Gene Ontology annotation, molecular function: DNA-binding transcription factor activity; RNA polymerase II cis-regulatory region sequence-specific DNA binding. Gene Ontology annotation, biological process: regulation of transcription by RNA polymerase II. The transcript has 9 exons. Bases 1 to 2004 code for a protein of 667 amino acids. The record is from RefSeq and is a predicted model, not a curated record.